Molecule: messenger RNA, 4453 nt
Organism: Chiloscyllium plagiosum (whitespotted bambooshark)
Lineage: Eukaryota; Metazoa; Chordata; Chondrichthyes; Orectolobiformes; Hemiscylliidae
Source: RefSeq, a predicted model, not a curated record
UAAUAUUGUCCAAACUGAGAACCCUUAAAGGUUCAGUUGAACACCAUGGCUUAUAGUGUGGACUUACAUAUAGAUGCUGCUGAUGCUAUUCCAGUGUUUAGUGUUUUUAAUUCCAGUGACGAUGAUCUUACUUCUCCUGAUUCUUGCUUUGACGAAGAUUUGGUCCACAAUUCCUUUGCCAAUCUCAUCUCUGAGCAGAGUGCCCUGGAAUCUGAACCAUCAGUGAUGAUUGAGAUGGAAGGUCUGCCUGGUGCAGGGAUAGAAAAUGUAGGUUAUAUCAGAUCACCCCCUCGUGCACAAUGCAAGCUCAAUGAUGACUGCUAUGAUCCUGCUACUUUGAAAGUGCUCUCCUUCAUGCCCAGCAGAACUAUAGGUCGUUCUCGAGGCGCAAUUAUCUCGGAGUACUACAAUCGCACUUUAAGGUUACGGCGGCAAAGGGCUCGGCCUGCUCUGAAAGAUAUGUCUCGAUCGAUGAGACCAAGCAUACGGGAUGUAGCUGCAUUGGAUGAGAAUUGUGAAGAAGAAUUAGAAAAGAAGAAGCUGUUGACUGAAUUGCAGCAAUUGACUGGGAGUGAAUGCACCAGGGUGUUACGGACCAUGCCACUGAACCUUUCUGUGAAAAGGGAACUAAGACGUAUGACAUCGAACUGUAAAGAUCACAGCAGUGUCCCGCUUGAUGAGAAUUUAUCAUGUUGGAGUCACACAAAGUACACUCUAAUCAUUGCUGUCAGGCAAUGCUGGUAUGGAUUUCUUUCCCUUCUGCAUGCGUUUCACUUAAGGCAGAUUGCCCUGAAACAGAUCAGUGGCCGCUUUGGAACAGGGGUGCUUUCAUAUUUCAUCUUCCUCAAGAUGCUGCUGAUAUUCAAUGCUUUCCACCUUCUCAUGAAUGUGUUCUUCAUUGUCAUUCCCCAAGCUACUCAUCCCCCUAAAGUCCCAGAAAGGCAAUUCUUUGGACUGGAGCUGCUGACUGGCAUUGGAUAUUUCACAGACACGGCUCUAUACUAUGGGUAUUAUACAAAUAACACUUGGAGUAUCUUGCACGGACAAUACAAUAAGAGUGCUUCUAAGCUGCCAUAUAAUAUGCCAAUAGCAUAUAUUUACACGAUUGGAGGUUCCUUCUUCAUCACCUGCAUAAUCCUGGUCCAUUGCCUGUCCAAAGCCUUUGGAGAGAGUUACAGAGUGGGCAGCACCUACGGGAAUCUGGUGACGAAAGUAUUCUGCUCUUGGGAUUUUAAAAUGACACAGAAACAGUCGGUUGAGUCAAAUUAUGAGAACAUCAGCACCCGGUUAAAGGAGUCUCUUACUGAGCACAAAUUCCGUGCAACUCACUCAAGUAUUACUCAAUGGAUGGAAAAUCUAUCAGUUCAUAUACUGGGCUGGAUGCUGUCCUUGGGGAGUGUUGUCGGAUGUGGUGCUGGAAUUCAUUACUACUCAGAAAGCAUGCUCAAGGAUUAUUCACAAGAUAUCCAACAAGGAAUUCCUGAGAAGCUAGUAGAGAGCAGGCUGCUAACACUUCCUUUGAUUGUGUCAGUCAUUAACCUCGUGAUGCCCUACAUUUAUAAUCUAAUUGGGUUACUGGAAAAAUAUGACUUCCCACAACAACAGAUCUACGUUUCCAUUACCAGAAAUCUGCUUUUGAAGUUAGCCAUUUUAGGACCACUUUGUUUCCACUGGAUGGGAAAUAAGUUAAAAGAGACAGCAGAAAUACCAUGCUGGGAGACGUUCGUAGGGCAAGAAAUAUAUCGUUUGCUGGUGGUAGAUUUUAUAUUCAUUAUACUGGAUACAGUUUUUGGAGAAUAUGUCUGGAGGGUCAUUUGCAUUAAACUGCUGAAAAGGAAGAGAAAACCUGAGUUUGACAUUGCCAGAAAUGUUUUGGAUUUGAUCUUUGGACAGACGCUCACUUGGUUGGGCCUCGUGUUCGUACCACUCCUGCCUGCAAUUCAAAUGAUCAAAUUUAUUGUUAUCUUCUAUAUUAAAAAGCUCAGCUUAAUGAAGAACUGUCAGCCUCCACACAAACUCUGGCAUGUAUCUCAUAUGAUGACUAUCUUUAUUAGCCUGCUGUGUUUCCCAUCGUUCCUUGGAGCCACUGUUGUUUUUUCUUACACUGUGUGGUACAUAAAGCCAUCAUCAUCUUGUGGCCCCUUCCGAUCACUGGCAACUAUGAGUGAUUCUAUAACAAACUGGGUCCAAAAACUGGAUGAGAACGGUUCUAAAUUUUUUAAGUAUUCGUGGAUCUUUGUGAGAAAUCCUUUCAUCUUUUUCUUGGCAUCAGGAUUCCUACUAAUAUUGAUUUAUUUUCAUUGUCAAGUUGUGGAUGGUCAAAGAAAAGUAAUUAAGUUAUUAAACGAACAAAUUGCAAAUGAGGGAGAAGAUAAGAAGUUUCUUAUUGAUAAACUCCAAGACUUCAACAGGAAGAAAUUUAAAUUUCAAAAGAAGAGACUCACACAAAGGGAAAAUGAGGUCUAUUCAGACAAUUACUAGAAGGAAAGAAGAUACCAGUUUUUCUUCUGGUUGUGUUGACAGAACUAACAAGACCAAAAUAGUGAAGCAGCUGAUAUGACUUGAUUCUGUGAAUUAUUAAGGGAUGCCUGGAAUUGUAUCUUUUUUUUUAAUGAGUCAUUUGGCUGUCUACACUAAGUUGUAAAGAUGCAGCAUGUUAAACAAAACUGGAGUCACUGCAGCAGCAAAAAAAUUGCAUAAUGUGAUAUCCACUUCAUAGCAUCUUUCAAUAUGAUAUUACAAACUGAUUUUUACUUCUUCACAUUUUGCUUUGUUGGACUUUAAUUCUCUGUAAGUUGUCUUCCAGGUUUGACUUGUGUCUUUUCUUGGAUGCAAAUAUCAGUCAGAGAAGAAAUCUGCUGCAACUCCUUGGGAGUUUCCAUGUUGAAUCACUUUAUGAAUUGUAUAAGUGAUUAUUUCCUUGUUGACAGAAAUACAGCUCUACCCAUAUUUCCCUCCAAGAGCAUUGAUUGUGCUGUUGUGGAAUUAUGCAGCAGCAAGUAUUCACACAUCAAUGUGUCACUGAAAUAUAAAGCAAAAGACUGUGUAACAAUUAUAGGUCAAUUGUAAACAUUCUGCCUUUCUUAUUUAUAAUGUGGAUGGCAAUUCACUUAACAGUAGCCUAAAAUAACCUUCAGCUUUCAAAGUAACAUGCAGCAUUAAGAAUUAAUUUAACUUCCACAGGUAUAAUUUGUAAUUAUAAAUGCAGAUAUUGUAUGCUGACUUCAAAGUGACCAAGAACAAAAGACAGAUUUUUAAAAAACAUUUCCUUAGUUUACAGUAAAAGGAGCCAAUUAGUUGCUCAUGUUUUUGUUCCUUAAAAUUCAGAAUCUAGCUUUAACAUGACUAAACCCCACUUUGUAGUAUGUGGAGACCAGGCUAACUAGAGAUGGACAAUAUCGUCACAGAAGUCUGUGAAUUUUGUGACUUGAGCUGUUGAAUAUCAUAUGAAGAGUCAUCAGAAAUUCUUUGUAUUCACUGAAAGAAAGAAAAUGCUCUUUUCAAAGUGCUGCAACUCGGAUAUGUAAUACCCCCAGUUUGGGAACUUCCAGAUACUUAAACUUCUUUUAUUUUCAAGUAUUGAUCCAUCAACUUCAGGUGAACUGUUGACUUUCUGAGCCAGAGAGUGAAAAUGUUUGGUUUAUUUAUAAGGCAUUGUUACAACCAGAUUAGGAAGUGUGAUGUGAUUCCAUGUCCCACUCCUUUGCUGGUCACAGCAAUUUUUUAAAAGAAGUGUGAUUGUAUUGCCAAUUAUACACAUCAGGUUGUAGAUAGCACAAUAUAGUCAAGUCAUCCAGGUUCUUAAGUAAUAAAUAGAGAACUAAUUUAUGUCAAAUAAAACCCACUUGAGUAAAUAUAUGUAGCUACCCUGUUUGAAAACUAACACACAUGCAUACUUCCAAGUCUAGGAAAGCAAAAAAGAACACUGUAAAGUGUAAUCUUAAAAGUACUUGGCCAAGUGACAGAUAAUGUCAUGAAAAAGAAGAUGCACAGUUUAUUACAGAUGGUGGUCUGAGGCCAAAAUCACUUUUGCCACAAGCUGUUGGUACUUGGAUUUCUUCCUGUAUUGGUUUUAGCUGGAAGAAUUCAAUUGUUCAUGGAAACAGCAGGGGCAGUUUCAGACAUCUCCUUUUGGGAACCGUGUGCUUGUGGUGAUGAACCUUUCAAAUGGGUUUUCAACUGUCACACUUUUGAAAGGGUUUUGGAGAAAAUGUGGAGGGCCAAAUUUAUUACGCAUGAAGCAAGUUAUCUCAGAUUGUCAAAGCUAAUCUCUAGCUUCACCACAAAAUGGAUCAGAUGACCACUGUCAUAAAACAUUUUAGACUUAACAUCUCUGAACAAGCAGCUUGUCCACUUUGCAAAUACAUCAUUUGCAAAUCAGGUGGCACAGUGGCUCAGUGGUUAGCACUGCUGCCCUGCAGCACCAGGGACCUGAGUUCGAUUUCAGCCUCUG